UAUAGGACAGCAUCUUUAAUAUAAUUCUAGAAGAGUUUAAAGACUAUACUGAAGUCACUGUACCACAAGAUGUCCCUGUUGUGUUGGGAAGCGAAAAGAUUCAUUUCAAUUCCUCAGGAAUAAUUUCUAGCGAGACGCUUUAUGCGCAUUGUAAAAGCUCAUUGACUUCGAUACUAUUUACAUCCACCCUCCUCCAAAAAAACCCAAAAACAAAAACAAAAAACAAAGCUGAAAAGCAAAUAAGUCCGUUAGCAUACCCCACCACAGCCUGUGCGGGGCGGCGCGCCACAGGGCACAGUGUGGCAGCCCAUGGAAAAGCCGCGUGCCUUCCACGAGCGUGCGCGCGCCCGUUUCCUUAGGGAAAGCCGACACUGCUGGCUAACUUCGGCGGUUGGACAGUCCGUGAAAUAAAGACCUGUGUCGCACUUUUCAGGCUGUUUCUUGGUUAUGAUUCUCGUCCGCCGCCUUAACCCGAGCGUACUUUUGGGGGGAGAAGUAGCAAUAGACGCGUAUUGAUCCCGUCCGGAUGUGUGAGGCGACUGUUUGUCCGUUUACGCCGAGACUCGGAACAAAGUUAGCCGACUAGCUAGCUCGCUCGAGCGAAGCGAGGGGACUCUCGGGGGGUCUCGGAGGCUCUCGGCGGCGUCGCUAUCGACACGGUCUUCGUAGCAUGUUGCCCUCGGGGAGGUCACUCGAACUUCGGAUGAGGUUACGCUGAACGGUUUGAGGGAAGUGUUAAAGUGCGAUGCUCGGGUCGGGAGGCUGCCCGUCGGCGUCCCGGGCUUGGCCGUGGAGGCUGGGGGGUUUCUUCUGGCUGCUGCUUCUCGACGGGGCCCUCUGCCUCGCCUACUCCAGCGGCGUAGGCGACAACACCCGUCCCAGUGUCAACGUUUACAUGAGCGAGGAUGAGGUGAAGAAACUUCUGGGUCUGGACGCCGAGCUGUACUACAUACGGGACGACGUGGUGAAUCGUCACGCCCUCUCCUUCAUCAUGCCCGUGCCCAGCGAGACCAACAGCCUGCACUUCGCUUGGCAAUCCAAGAGCAGGGUGGAGUACAGGCUAGGCUUCCAGGUGGAGAACCCCACCACCAUGGAUCAGCCUCAGAGCAACAUCUCCGCCCAGGGGGAGGUGCCACGCACACGCUCGGUUUUCAGAGUGGACCUCUUCUGUUCUGGGAAGGUGGACGGUGAGGCUAUACUGACAGUGCAGCUGAAUCUGACUAUUCAUGCCAACAACUUCACAGUGCUCAACUUUAAGCGCAGGAAAAUGUGCUACAGAAGAACCGAGCAGCUGGACCCUCACAAGAUCCCGCCCUUCCCCAACAGGACCAGGCCAGACUUAGACAGUGUAAAUGCCCCUGCCACAUCCACACGAGUGUUCUAUAUCAGCGUGGGUGUGUGUUGCGCUGUGAUCUUCCUCGUGGCCAUCAUCCUCGCCGUGCUACACCUGCACAGCAUGAAGACAGUGGAGGCUGAUGACAGCGCGAGUGAGAGUGGCAGCUCCCAGGGCCUAUCCCAGCCCUCCACUCAGACCACGCAGUACCUGAGAGCGGACACCCCCAACAACGCCACGCCCAUCACCAACGUUCACGCUGGCUCUGCCACCAUGUUGCAGCUCUCCGGCGCCCCCACCCACGAAAGCAAAAGCUAUCCCUCACUGCGGAUAGAGAAGAAUGAUUUGAGGAGUGUCACCCUGCUCGAAGCCAAAGCAAAAGUGAAAGACAUCGCCAUCUCCAGAGAGAGAGUAACGCUCAGUGACGUCCUGCACGAAGGGACAUUCGGACGAAUAUUCCAUGGUGUCCUGCUGGAUGACAAGGACCCGAACAAAGAGAAACAAGUGUUUGUGAAAACUGUUAAAGAGCAUGCAUCGGAGGUGCAGGUGACGAUGAUGCUGACAGAAAGCUGUAAGCUCCGAGGCCUUCAUCACAGGAACCUGUUGCCUAUCAGUCAUGUGUGCACCGAGGACGGCGAGAAACCCAUGGUACUGCUGCCCUACAUGAACUGGGGCAACCUGAAGCUCUUCCUACGGCAAUGCAAGCUGGCCGAGGCCAACAACCCUCAGGCUAUAUCCCAGCAGGAUCUUGUACACAUGGCCAUCCAGAUCGCGUGUGGCAUGAGCUACCUAGCCCGGAGAGAGGUCAUCCACAAAGACCUGGCCGCCAGGAACUGUGUCAUUGAUGACGGCAUGCAGGUGAAAAUCACGGACAACGCGCUGGCCCGAGACCUCUUCCCCAUGGACUACCACUGCCUGGGGGACAAUGAGAACAGGCCCGUGCGCUGGAUGGCCCUGGAGAGCCUGCUCAACAAUGACUUCUCCAGCGCCAGUGACGUGUGGGCUUUUGGAGUGACUCUCUGGGAGCUGAUGACGCUGGGACAGACUCCCUACGUGGACAUCGACCCCUUCGAGAUGGCUGCCUACCUGAAGGACGGCUACAGAAUAGCACAGCCCAUCAACUGCCCAGACGAGCUGUUUGCCGUGAUGGCUUGUUGCUGGGCCCUGGAUCCAGAGGAGAGGCCAAAGUUCCAGCAGCUUGUCCAGUGCCUCACAGAAUUUCAUGCAGCUUUGGGGGCCUAUGUCUAAACUCAAGUCUCAGGCUUCACUCUAGGCCUGACAGUCAUUGAUGAGCACUAUCCCAGAAAAUAAAAUUAGAAAACAGUGCCUUACUAAAAGAAAAAAAAUGAUAAGAAAAAUGUUUUAAUCCUGUUGAUUUAUCUUCAAAAAAAAAAAAAAGAAAAAAACACUUGGUCACUGCUACUUCGGGACUCUCUGCGUUUUGACAUGGGAGAAUGGGAGAAUCUCUUCCUUGUGUCAUCUUUUUCCACCUUCUUCUCGGCGUGGAAUGGCAGACAUUCUCGCAUUUUCACCGUUGAAGAGCAUUAUAAAAGUCCGCACUACAACGCGCGCGCGUGCACACACUUCUACAGAAUGCUGACGUAAAUGUGUUCAUAGGAAGCUACUGUUCUUUUUUUAGGUAACCUUUUUCAGUUGAAGACACUGUUCAACUGCUGGAUAUUUUCUUAAAGCUUGUAUCGCAGUUAGUCUCAGUCUGAUUUUUUUUCAGACAUUUCAUGCUUAGAAAAUGGUUCGUGCCUGUUUUUAAACCCGUGAGUGAGAGGAACUGUCUUCCCUGCGUUUAAUCUGAAACAAAAUUAUGAAAUUGGGAAUGCAGUUUGGAUAGGGAUUGGUUUUUUGUGUGACGGAGAGAACCCACCAUGGCAGACCUUUCAUCAAUACUCGUUAAAGACAUUUUCCAGAAUAAGUUUUCUUCCACUGGGCUCAGGUACAGCUUUGCCAUUGGUCACUGUAGGCCAUCAGAUAGUUUCCCCAACUCCUGACUUUUCUUUGGAGGAGUGGAUUCACAGAAAUGUACUAGAAUCUUCUAACCAGUGUUAAACUGGCUCGUGGUACAUCUACAGAUGAGAGAGAUCCGUUUUGUUCAAUGGUUUUAGUUUUUUUUUCUUUCAAGGAUUUGAAUUGUGAUUGAUGAGCAAAUAAAUUAAAAUUCCAGUAAUAGGAAAAUUCCUUACAGGGUUAUUACUAUCCUUUUGAUGUGUGACUGUUCUGUGUCAGAACAAAGUCGUCCUUGUGUUGUUUGAGAAUAUUUUGUAUAAAUGCAAAAAGAAACACCAGUCACUGUGAAUAACUGAAGUGUACGGCCGUUGUAGCCACCAUGUUCUAGUCUUGUUGAUUUGUUUUGAUUUGUUUUCUAGCAUUUAUAGGCUCUGCUCCAUGUGCUUUCGUGAUCACCGCAUGUUGAUUUGAAAAGGUAUCAUGUAAACUGUUUCCUCGAUUCAUACCUACCAAUUAAAAGAGAACCUAAAAUUAAACAGGUUCUGAAUGUGGAA
This is a messenger RNA of Electrophorus electricus (electric eel), 3846 nucleotides long. RefSeq names its product receptor like tyrosine kinase (gene ryk). Gene Ontology annotation, cellular component: plasma membrane; signaling receptor complex. The record is from RefSeq and is a predicted model, not a curated record. Lineage: Eukaryota; Metazoa; Chordata; Actinopteri; Gymnotiformes; Gymnotidae. Gene Ontology annotation, molecular function: protein kinase activity; ATP binding. Gene Ontology annotation, biological process: axonogenesis; protein phosphorylation; positive regulation of phosphatidylinositol 3-kinase/protein kinase B signal transduction.